Molecule: messenger RNA, 612 nt
Organism: Bicyclus anynana (squinting bush brown)
Lineage: Eukaryota; Metazoa; Arthropoda; Insecta; Lepidoptera; Nymphalidae
Product: protein D2-like
Exons: 4
Coding region: 1-612 (203 amino acids)
Source: RefSeq, a predicted model, not a curated record
AUGUAUUUUCUGCGAUACACAAUACUCCUGCUGGCAGCGCAUUGGUCGACGUCCACGAAGUAUAGCGAUAUCGAGGAGGCGUUCACCAGCUUCCUCAUCACACCGUUUGUGAUACCAGAAGUACCACCUCGACUACUUUCUGCAAGAUUUUACGCGAAUAAAAUACAUUUGGGCAACAAAAUACCCGCGUACGGGACGGUAAACCCACCGGUUGUGUACUACGAAGCGAAGCCCGAAGUCUUGCACACUAUCGUCAUUCUUGACGCUGAUCCACCAAGCGCCAUAGCACCCGUGGACACGCAGAUGAUCCACGCCUUACUGAUCAACGUCCCCGGCAACAAGCUCGCUCAGAGCAAUUACGCCACGGCUUACUACCCCACCGUGCCGCCAGUCGGCUCCGGGUACCACCGCAUCGUCCUACUCGUCUACCAGCAACCGUGCUGGAUCAAUAUGGACAGUGUACAGAAGCUAAAUGGAAACUACGACAACUUCUCGAUCACAAGAUUCGCAGCGGAGCACGGUCUCGGCUCGCCCAUUGCCGGCAACUUCUAUCUGACGCAACUGAACAUUUGCGACAAUCACGACGAAUCUAUGGGCCAAUGCUCACUCUGA